UUCAGCAGCCAUUGAUCUCAAUGCCAUCCUUUCAACAGUCAAGCGUCUUUGUUUCCUUCAACAUAUAUCCAUCGACAAUUCUAUUGUCUCUUCCCCUCCUCACGUUUUUUCAUAAAUCUUUUUGCUUGCCAAUUUUCUCUUUUCUGCAUCAUUUUGACACUACGAUUCUUGCAUUCAUCCUAAGCGGAAACGUUUUGUAUCUAAGACGCCGGUCGUCAUUAUCACAAACAACAUCAAGGAGACGCUCAUUCAAAACUCCUUUUCUUUUACAGUUAUCAGGUCAGUAACUCGUUUUCUAUUUCAUAUGCGACAUUGGGCAGGCCCAACCUUGUUAUUCAUUUGUUUUAAAAACAGUAAGUUAAUUUUUCUCUCCUAUUCUCACAAUGACAAUCCACGAUUGUCAUCUUAAUCCGUACGCAGCCCGUCGAAUACUCUGGGCUGGUGAUCGUGCCCACAUUCCUCUUCAACCUCUCUGCUGCACUUACUCUCAAGCUGCCGACCUAAUAGGCGACAACAUAACCAAUGUACUGCAAGGAGCCACCGGUCACCCUCCGCACGACCCCUUCUACAAAAUCAAACAAAAUUGGAAUAGAUCUGGCCUCUCCGACUUAAAAAAUAUCAUCAAAAGUCCCUGGUUAAAAGGUAAGACUGAACAAGACCUCCUAGAUCUCUAUUUCUCUUAUUUCAACAUCAUGAUCUUUGGAGGGGCUCUAAAUACUCUCAGAUGUACCAUGAAACUCGAAGAGCCAAAUGCAGAACAAAAGGCACGAUUUGUCUUGGGAACAACAGUCGAUAAGAGAACCGAAAAAGACACGACGAGACAUAAUAUUCGUUGUCAUAUUAGUGUAUUUGUACGACACCCCGCCCCGAAAAACGAAGCUGAAUCAGUGACACUCCUUAAGAAUUAUCUAGGGACCUUGUUGCAUGAAAUGAUUCAUGCUUUUUUUAGUAUCUACGUAUGUAAAUGUAACGCUGCAUGUCGGAGAAAGGCACUCGAUCUCGAAGAGAGUGGUGUAACGGGACAUGGAACCCCAUGGCUGAGAGCCGCGCGCAGUAUUGAGAGAUUUGUACGACAGGGACUUAGAAUGGAUAUUAGAUUGGGUAGGGAAGAGGCGCUGGGAUUGGAAUUGAUAGUUGGGGAUAAGGAGAUUUGGUAUGUAGAUUUGGAGGAUAUGGGGAUGGAUAGGGAUACGGUGAAUAGGGAGAUGGAUUGGUUUGCAGGUUUUAUAGAUGAGUUGGAGGAGAGGAAGAGGAUUGAGAGGGAGAGCGAUGCGAGGUUGGAGAAAUUGGAAAAGGAGAGGUUACUGAGGGAAUGGAAGGAGAAGCAAAAGAAGGAGAAAUUGGAAAGGGAAAGACCGGCUAAAGAAGCGAAGGAGAAGAAAUACAUAAAGGAUGUUAGGGUUGCGAUUCUUAAAGAUUUACGAAAGAAAAGUAGACGUGGUAAUUGGAAGGUUUUUAAACGUAUCGCUAGACCGGUUCGUAGACAUAUCGCUCAACCUACUCUCGGACCAGACGACGCGACUCUCGCUCAAGCAGCUGCUUUUCCUCUACCUCCUUCUCCACCUCCCUCUGAACCUCCAUCUCCACCACGUUCUCCACCACCGCCUCCGCCUCCUCCCCUACCAGCACCCACUCUCCAACCAACGAUCCGGCUGCCGCCUGCAGCCGCAUUAGCUCUACCUCCUCUCCACCACAAUCUCCACCACCUCGACCACGAUCUCCACCACCGCCUCCUCCCCUCCCGCCUCCUCCCCACCCACCAUGCCCCAACUUCCUCCUCCACCGGCGCACCCACUCCCCAAACCACACCCAACCACACUCAUCCCGCCCACCCUCAGCCCCUCCACAACCACCUACCUAAAACACCCAUCCCGCCCUAAAACCCUACCCUUUAUCCACCGCACCAUAAACCCCAAUACCCGUACCCCAACCCCAAAAUCCCCACUCGGAUGCACACCUCACCAUCCAAAUCCAACCCACAUUCACACCGCUACAAAACCCUCCAAAUCCGCAAAAAUACAUAUAAAGAUAAAGAUAACGAUAACGAGAGUAGGAAUUCGGAUUUUAAUAAAAGAUAUUUGGAUGAAGUUGAUAGGAGGGGGAUGGAGGAGAAGAGGAAGCUGAAAGCGCGGAGAGUGAGGGGAGACGGAGGAUGGUGGGGUGUAGGGCGAAGGUUUUGGAUUUGGAGGAUUUUGGGGGGUUGAUGGGGAAGGGUAGUGGUACUGGUGCUGGUGCUGGUGCUGG
Messenger RNA from Sclerotinia trifoliorum, 2244 nucleotides. The record is from the annotation of a GenBank genome assembly. Lineage: Eukaryota; Fungi; Ascomycota; Leotiomycetes; Helotiales; Sclerotiniaceae.